GCCGGGCUGGCUUUGGGCUCCUGCCGCAGCACAGAUAAGGAGCCGUUCCCUGCUCACGCCUCUCGGCCUUUUUAUCUCUCGCUGAGUUCUCACUGCUGGCCCCCCACACCUCCUUUGCUGUUGGUGUGAGGGCACUGGGGCAUUUUUACAGGGAAAAGGAAUAAUCCCCGUGUUGGUGCUUCAUGUAGCCGAGGGCACGAUGCCUUCCCGUUACCUCAACUUCCGCUGCAGCGUGCCCUGGCUGCUCCUUUCGCUGCAAACUCUCUUCCUCAUCCGCUCUUUCUUUGGCUUCUCAGGUGCUGGUGAAAUCUACUGCCCGUCCAGCUUCUACCCAGAAUUUCAAGAUGUCAACCACAUGGUGAUUUUUGGAUUUGGCUUCUUCCUGGUGGUUCUGAGAAGAUACGGCUUUAGCAGCACUGGAUUCAACUUCUUGCUGAUUGUUCUUGGUGUCCAGUGCUCGGUGCUGGUAGAAGAUUUCUUAGUUUUCCUUAGGGUACAGCAAAGUGAAGUUGGUAUGAGAAGCCUGGCCAAGGCUGUGGUGAGCAUGGCUGCUGUGGUCAUCUCCACCGGAGCUGUCCUGGGGAAGGCCAACCCCGUGCAGUUAAUUGUGAUGACCCUGGUGGAAUUAAUCUUCCUCUACGUCAGCAGGUGCAUCAACAGGAAAUUCCUGCAGGUCCCAGAGCACCUGGCGCUGAUGCACGUGCACCUCUUUGGAGCCUACUUCGGUCUGGCAGCCACCUCGCGCUUCCCCGAGGCACCCCCAGGGCUGGACAAGGGCAGGAGCACCCCCAAGUCAGAGCUGUUCUCAGUGCUGGGCACUGUGUUCGUCUGGGUGUUCUGGCCGAGCUUCAAUUCUCUCCUGGCUGACUCCAAGAAGAGAGCAGUGCUCAACACUUACUUGGCCCUCGCAGUGAGUGCUGUGGCUGCCUUCAUGUUGUCUGCUCUGACCUCCAAGGAUGGCAAAUUCAGAAUGGCUCACAUCCACGGCGCAGUGCUGGCGGGAGGGGUCACUGUCAGCUGCACAGCACACACCAUCCAGCACCCUUGGAUUGCCAUGAUUCUGGGGCUGCUGGGCAGCGCCAUCACCGUCCUGGGAUCUCACUGCGCACAGAGGUGCUUUCAUCCUGCUUUGAAGCUUCAGGAUACUUCUGGAGUCCAUUUCACUUUUGGAUUGCCCGCCGUGCUUGGAGCUGUGGCCGCUGUUGUUCUCUGCGUGGUAGAAAAAGGCAUGGAUAAACAAUGGAACGAUUUAUCCAGUCUGGGGUAUUUGAUUUUUGUUGACGUUGGUGCCUUCUGCCAGACCAUCAGCACUGCCUUGAUAACAGGUUUGAUUACAGGUUUAAUGUUAAACACCAAACUGCUUAAAGCCGUGCAUGUCUCAAAGUACUUUGAUGACCAAUUUUAUUGGGAGUUCCCCCACUUGUCUGUUGGAUUUUGAGUGGAGGAUCCCAGCUGACAGGCAGGACCAAGAUGAGAUUUUCCUCUUUAUCACCAGAAAAAACUGAACAGCCACGGUGGGUUCCAAGAGCACUGAAAUACCGAUUCUCAGGCCCACAAAAGCCACCCCAAUGGACACUCAAAAAUAAAACUGUUCCAGUUGUUCUUGAAAGAUGAGUGUGAACUCACAGCUGCAAACUUCAGAUGCAUUCGGCUUUUCUGCUUUGCUGGCCUGUACCUUAAAUAAUUUUUGUAAAAUAUGUACAAAAAAGUUGGCUGCAUUCAUGGCUUAUCUGUCCAAAUGCUUGGAAACAUUAAACUAUUUUUAGCUCCCCAGUUGACAAGGCAAAAGGAUGGAUUUGAAAUUGUAAUUUCUCAAGGAGCACUUCUUACCCAGAAAAGUACUCGAGUUUUUAAAGCUGAACUGAUUCUGCUGGAGGCCUUGGCAAAGCCAGGAUUUGAUGAGUGAGCUGGAGCAGGGCCAGAGCUCUGCAUCCUGCCAGCCUGAACUCCUGGGAAAAUCUGGCAUCACCGGGGCUGGAUGUUGGGAGGCUCCGAUGGCAGGAAAUUCCCUCGUGGAUGGCGCUCCUGAAACCCCAGGGGUUUGCUGGCAGAUGUGGAACACAGACAGAGCUCGGGGCAGCGUCUGGGAGGGCAGCACAGGGAGAAGGGGGCUCAGUGCUGCCAGCACCGCGUCCUGGAAGCGCAGGGCCUCUGGGGACGGAGCACUCGCUGCCACGGACGCCUGGAGUCCGAGCAGAUUGUGAUCCUGGGCGUUUCCUGCCCUCACAAACGGCUGACACAGGAAAAUCCUCCAGCAGUGCUCACCUAAUAAAGCAGUGAGAUCGUGGCUGCUCCUCCUCCUUCAGCAGCCCGCGAGGAAGGGAAGGGUGGGUGCAUGGACGAGGGAACUCGUGACAGGGCCCAGUCCUUUGAAGAGGCUGCCUGGCCUCCUUCCCUCGCCGGGAUCAGCGGGUCCCUGCAGCUCCCAAGGAAUGCAGGCUUGCCUUGUUCCCAAAGAGCCUCCUGCACACAACUGUGAGCUGUAACUUCCCAGACACUUCCUCUUUAUCGUCACAGGAUAAACGAAACGUUCAGGGAUGGGGGGAAAACAAAAAAUCCCAAGCCACCAGAGU
This is a messenger RNA of Hirundo rustica (Barn swallow), 2573 nucleotides long. It is a transcript of the gene RHCE, whose product is annotated as Rh blood group CcEe antigens. Gene Ontology annotation, biological process: ammonium transmembrane transport; ammonium homeostasis. The transcript is spliced from 10 exons. The coding region runs from base 200 to 1438 and encodes 412 amino acids. NCBI's taxonomy places the organism in Eukaryota, Metazoa, Chordata, Aves, Passeriformes, Hirundinidae. Gene Ontology annotation, molecular function: ammonium channel activity. The record is from RefSeq and is a predicted model, not a curated record. Gene Ontology annotation, cellular component: plasma membrane.